GCAUAUAUACGAGAAAGAGAAAAAUUAUUGUCAAAAAAAUUCUCUCAGAAAACGAAAGAAGAAGAAACCGGCUGAUAGCCAAGCCGAAGCAUCUCUCUCUGAUUUUGGUAGAAAGGAGGGAAAUGAAGAGCUGUGAGCUCUGCGAUUUGGCGGCAAGUACGUAUUGUGAGUCGGACCUAGCAAGUUUGUGCUGGGGCUGUGAUGCCAAAGUGCACGGAGCCAACUUCCUCGUAGCGCGGCACGUGAGGUGUCUUAUCUGCCACGCCUGCCACUCUCUCACGCCGUGGAGGGCCGCAGGUUCUAAGCUCGGUCACACGGUCUCCGUCUGUGAGAGGUGCGUCAACGGCGGCGAUCGAGAGGGCAGCGAACCGGAAAUUGAAGAAGAUGAAAGAGUUGUUUAUGAUGACGAUGCGGAGGAGGACGGAGAUAAUCAGGUGGUGCUGUCGUCCACAGCUUCAAAUACUCCUCCGCCUGCUUCAAGUUCAUCUACUAGCGAAGAAUAUUCUGAUGGCGGCAGAGAGGUCUGUAAAUCUACAAAUUUGUUUCCGUUGAAAAGGUCAAGAGAAAAUUUUCCAGAUCUUCGUUAUCAGGACGAACUGGAUCCGUUAUAUCCUAAACGGAGGUACGGUUACCGUACUGUUUUGUCGACUCCGUGCAGAGCGGAGGAUGAAUCCAUCGACGAGGCCGUUUCAGUUGAUUCUAUAAGGAUGCCAAAAGAACAGUUGAUCAAACAGGACGAUGCCGUUCAUUUGCAGUCCGAUUCGUGUGAUUCGAUAGACACGGCGAGUGCAUAGUCAUUAGAGCCUCGAAAAAUCCAGUAAAACAUCUUAAACCUGUUAGUAAUAGUAAAUGCCUGGCUGUUUGAUUGAGUUGGUUCGGCCUUGAGAUAUCUGAUGAUCUAACCUGUUAAGAUUCUUAACUAUAGUCCAUGAUUCUCUUUGAUGGGAUUUCUUAACCCUCAUUUGAUAGUUAGUUUGUGUGUGGUUUGAUUACCUAAGAAUUUUACUAGUUUGAUAUCUGGGUGAGAUUUCGUAAUCUGAUUUUUUACUAUAUAAGUCAUGUUUAUUGGAUAUCUUCUCAAACCAACGGUUUGUUUGUAGUGUUGUCGUCUUAUUCUUUUCCCCCAGUUGGUUAUCUUAUACUAUGAAUUUUUAUAAUUUAUUUGAAACGAAUUAUGAAACUAAAUGUGCAUAGAACAUGGAUGAUGGAUUCACAGGCAUCAAGUAGUAGGCAGCCAACUUCAUUGUAUUUGUAGAGUGAAUUUGUAUCUUUAAAGAAAAAGUAAUGCUGAG
This is a messenger RNA of Hibiscus syriacus, 1292 nucleotides long. Its product is annotated as zinc finger protein CONSTANS-LIKE 1-like. The transcript is spliced from 2 exons. Gene Ontology annotation, molecular function: zinc ion binding. Lineage: Eukaryota; Viridiplantae; Streptophyta; Magnoliopsida; Malvales; Malvaceae. The record is from RefSeq and is a predicted model, not a curated record. The coding region runs from base 123 to 794 and encodes 223 amino acids.